Molecule: messenger RNA, 1173 nt
Organism: Penicillium odoratum
Lineage: Eukaryota; Fungi; Ascomycota; Eurotiomycetes; Eurotiales; Aspergillaceae
Product: pepsin-like aspartic protease
Exons: 2
Coding region: 1-1173 (390 amino acids)
Biological process (GO): proteolysis
Molecular function (GO): aspartic-type endopeptidase activity
Source: RefSeq, a predicted model, not a curated record
AUGGUUGUCUUCAGCAAAAUCACCGCAGCCCUGGCUGGCCUUGCCUCCGUUGCUUCGGCCGUCCCUACUGGUGGCAAGAAGAGUUUCAGUGUCAACCAAGUUGCUGUCCCUGCUACCAAGACCCAGAACUUUGCCAACAACUACGCUCGUGCUCUCGCCAAGUAUGGCGCCAACGUGCCUACCCACGUGUAUGCUGCAGCUCAGCAGAGCGGCUCUGCUACCACUACUCCCGAGGAUGAUGACGAGGAGUACCUCACUCCCGUCAACGUCGGCGGCACCACCCUGAACUUGGACUUUGACACCGGUUCUGCCGAUCUCUGGGUCUUUUCCUCCGAGCUUCCUGCUUCUGAGCAGGAAGGCCACGCUCUCUACAAGCCGAACAACGGCACCAAGCUGUCUGGCUACACUUGGUCUAUCUCCUACGGUGACGGCAGCUCCGCUAGCGGUGAUGUCUACAGGGAUACCGUCUCCGUCGGUAACGUUAAAGCAUCCGGUCAGGCUGUUGAGGCUGCUGCCACGAUCAGCCAGCAGUUUACUCAGGACCAGAACAACGACGGUUUGCUGGGUCUUGCUUUCAGUUCCAUCAACACCGUCAAGCCCAAGUCGCAGACCACUUUCUUUGACACUGUGAAGUCGACCCUCGCUUCUCCCCUCUUCGCCGUGUCCCUGAAGCAUAACGCCCCCGGCUCCUACGACUUCGGUUUCAUCGACAAGUCCAAAUACACCGGCUCUCUCACUUACACUGAUGUUGACAGCUCCCAGGGCUUCUGGGGCUUCACCGCUGAUAGCUACAAGAUUGGCUCCCAGUCAGGUAGCUCUAUCAAGGGUAUCGCUGACACCGGCACCACCCUGCUGUUGCUCGAUGACGAGGUUGUCUCCGCCUACUACAAGCAGGUUAGCGGUGCAGCCUCAGACUCGUCCGCUGGCGGCUACACUUUCGAUUGCUCCGCUACUCUGCCCGACUUCACUGUUUCCAUCUCUGGGUACGAUGCUGUUGUCUCUGGCAGUUUGAUCAACUAUGCUCCCGUCUCUAGUGGCUCAUCCAAGUGCCUUGGUGGUAUCCAGAGCAACUCUGGUCUGGGCUUUUCUAUCUUCGGUGAUAUCUUCCUGAAGAGCCAAUACGUUGUCUUCGACUCCAACGGUCCUCGCCUUGGUUUUGCUGCUCAGGCCUAA